GCGCUGCGUUUCCCGGGACAUUUCCUCUCCUGCGCUGACAGACUUAUUAAUUCAUUUCUUUUCUUUUUUUUCUUUUUGCCAAAAUGUGGAUCUCCAGCGGUCUCUGUGCUCUUGCAGGCUUCAGGAAUCAGCGGCAGGAGGGGAGACGGAGCAGCUGGGAUAACUAACUGGGUGCUAUGGUGGGACCUCCUGGAAGGGGCAAGAGUUCGGCUUUUCCGAAAUAUCAGCAAUUUCCACAAAGCCAUGGAUCUAACCAGGAGUCUAGUGGUGUGAACACAGCCAGGUGAGCGUGGUGGGUCUGGGCAACUUUCCCCCAACCGACCACCAUCAUCAUCUCUUUGAGCCUCACAGGCUCCAGACACUCACACACACCACUGCAACCUGUUUGAGGAAACCCACUCCGACAGUAAGACAGCAGCACACGCAGCGCAACCAUGACAGACAGAGUAACCUUCAGCACACCCAAAGUCACCCCGCGGCCCGCCGCAGGUCCAGUGCUCCCCCCUGAGCCCAUUGACAUCAUCCGCAUUAAGGCCCGCUCUCGGCGGGUCAGGCUUAAUGUUGGAGGUCUCACACAUGAAGUCCUGUGGAGAACACUGGACCGGCUGCCCAGAACCCGUCUGGGACGGCUAAGAGACUGCAACACCCACGAGUCACUGUUGGAGAUCUGUGAUGACUACAGCCUCAGUGAGAAUGAGUACUUCUUUGACCGGCACCCAGUGGCCUUCUCCUCCAUCCUCAACUUCUACAGAACUGGGAAGCUGCACAUGAUGGAGGAGAUGUGUGCCCUCUCUUUUGGCCAGGAGCUGGACUACUGGGGAAUCGAUGAGAUCUACCUGGAGUCGUGCUGCCAGGCGCGGUACCACCAGAAGAAGGAGCAGAUGAAUGAGGAGCUGAGGAGGGAGGCAGAGACACUGAGGGAGAAGGACGGGGAUGAGGCCGAGCACGGCUGCUGUCCUGACAAGAGACAGAAGCUGUGGGAUCUGCUGGAGAAACCCAGCUCAUCUGUGGCUGCAAAGAUCCUGGCUAUGAUCUCCAUCCUGUUUAUUAUCAUUUCCACCAUCUCGUUGUCGCUAAACACCCUCCCGGAGCUCCAGGUGGUGGAUGAAUUUGGUCAGUUCAAUGACAACCCAAGCCUAGCCCAUGUGGAAGCUGUCUGCAUCGCCUGGUUCACCAUGGAGUAUAUACUGCGCCUGCUCUCAGCACCCAACAAGUGGAGUUUCAUCAAAGCCCCACUGAACAUCAUUGAUUUGCUGGCUAUCCUGCCUUACUAUGUGACCCUCUGCCUAACUGAGUCUAACAAGAAUGUGAUGCAGUUCCAGAAUGUGCGUCGUGUGGUCCAGAUCUUCAGAAUUAUGAGGAUCCUGAGGAUCCUGAAGCUGGCCAGGCACUCAACAGGACUCCAGUCUUUGGGCUUCACUUUGCGAAGGAGCUAUAAUGAGUUGGGUCUACUGAUCCUCUUCUUAGCUAUGGGCAUUAUGAUCUUCUCUAGCUUGGUGUUCUUUGCAGAGAAGGAUGAGGAUGCCACCAAAUUCACCAGUAUCCCUGCCUCCUUCUGGUGGGCUACGAUUACUAUGACCACUGUUGGUUACGGAGACAUCUACCCACAAACCCUGUUGGGCAAGAUUGUCGGAGGGCUCUGCUGCAUAGCAGGUGUGUUGGUCAUUGCCCUUCCCAUCCCAAUCAUUGUGAACAACUUCUCUGAGUUCUACCGAGAGCAGAAAAGGCAGGAGAAGGCCAUCAAGAGGAGGGAAGCUCUUGAAAGAGCAAAACGCAGUGGAAGCAUUAUUUCUAUUAACUUAAAGGAUGCUUUUGCACGCAGUAUGGAACUUACAGAUGUGUUGGUGGAAAAGAGAGAGGACAGCAAGUGUCCUGUGGACAAUCACCUGUCACCCAGUCGCUGGAGCUACCACAAACACUACUCCAAUACAGAGGUGGGUAGCCCAAGCAAGUCCCAACAUUCUCAUUACCAGGAAGUGGCUCAGCAGGGCUCCCCUGAACGAGGCAAGCCUUUGUCUAAUAAAACUACGCUUCAAAACCUCAACCCAAAGCGGCUGGAGGAUGCUUACAACAAGACUGCAGCCAUUCAGGAGAAGCAGGAGGAAAUUAUAGAAGAACAGAUGGAGAUGAAAGCAUUGACUUCCCCUCAAGCCCGACAAACUUCUCCUGAAGUCAGCAUUGCUAGAAAAUUCUCCAAUGUGGCUGAUGAUUUUUCAGUGGAAAGAGGAGAAAGAAGCUCUCUGCUCCCCAAUACUGAAGUGAUUCAAACUGGUGCUAGACACCAGCGCAUCCCUCCUCCCUUGGAUCUAAGUCAGAUCAGCACCAUGGAGGCUAACAGGGGCCCUGACAGCAUCCAGCCAAUGACCAUCAUUAAAGAGGGUUUGUAUGAGUUUGUGUCCAGCCCCAGAGGAAGUGGGACUGGAGAUUCAGGUUUGGUGCCACAAAGUGUGGAAAGCUUUGGGGUUACCUAUGACAGCAUCUCCAGCUCCUUGCAAGAUUAUGGCACCCCUCAAAAGAAAAGAGCCCUCAAGGUUGACCUCAUUGGAUCCCAAGAUGAGGUGCUUAUGGCAGUGAUGACACCUGUAGCAACCCCAGCCUCUGCUGGCUCAGCCAAGCUUGCUCAACUACUCUCUGACGACAUUGUUUCCAGGUUCUCUCCCUCUCCUAGCUCUAUAACCCAGGAAGCUAAGUCUCCGCUGGCGAUCCUGCAAUCUCCGAUGCUGGCCCAGCAAUCUGUCAGUCCAAGCAUCUCCCAGGGGGGAGGUGAGGGCUCAGCAGCCAGGAGCUUAGAAGGUGAAGGGCAGCUCACAGGCUUAAGCCACCAGGGGAGGAAUCACAUGGAAAGGUCUGCUGUCGGCUCAGGCAGCAGUGCUAGCCCACUGUCGUCUAAAGCCAGCCCUCUCAACUGCACCCAGGAGCUGGUAACUACGGAAGGAGGGGAGGAAGGAGAAGAGAGGGAGGGAGCAGACCAGAGUGGAGAGAAACGAGAAAAUCACAUUGCUCUGGACAGAAGUGCAACACCACCCUGUGAAACGAGCAUGUGAGCCCUAAAAGAACGGAAACGUUCAUGGACAGAGAUGCCAAAUAGAUGGGUUGAGGAUAAGGUCGACGGGAUGGAUGACAGCAACUACCCAGAGCAAACCGGAACCAUUGCCGGACCUGGUGUGGGCUCUGCACCUGCACGGAAACACACCAAAGUGUUAGCAAACCUAUCAUAACAGUUUUUGCAAUUUUUCUGGAGCAAUGCACUUGUCACAUCCCACAAGACUUUUGGACUCUUGUCUUUUUAUUUGACAAGCACUGCUAUUAAGGCACAGACAUCUCUGUAGUGUUGUCACAUGGCUUUAUUACAUGAGGGAAGUCAGAAGCACAUGCCUACUCUCUGGGUACUAUCUCAAAGACACUGUCUCAUGUCAGUGUUAUUGGCUUAUUCUUUGUAGACCAGACUGAUAUGCUGCAGAGCAAAACAGUGACAACUAAUAAGUCUUUUAGGGCUCAAAUGUGAGCAUAAACAAAGCCUUGUGUGAAUGAGAAUAUUUAUGACUAUCCUGGAAGAGUUUUUGUGUACAGCUCAACGGGUGUAACUUUCAGUUUCCUAUUGCUUGCUAUUUAGGCCUAUUUCUUAUGAUGGACUAAUACCACUAAGGAAACACGGAAGGCAGAAACAAGUAAUAAUUUUUUUACAGCUGUCUAAACAACAUUUAUCUUUUACAAGACUCAAAAAAACCCUAAUGAUGAGUCUUGUGCUUACUCAUCAUUCUCUAGGUCUAGGUAUUAUGUUAUUGUAAUGGUACCCAGAUCAAACACAAGCACAUGACACGGGACAAUAAAGUCCCAUUCUCACCACUUCAUUGGACACAAAUGGCAUUGUGUAGUCCAAGAGGACAUAUGCAUUUGCUUUAUACUAGACACUGAUAUGUGUCUCAGUGCUUCAACAAUGUAUUUUCCAUUUAUGUUUCUGUUUUGUUUUGUUUUUUUUGGUUUAAAUUUUGUCUCUCCUUUUUCUAUAAUACCUGAAACAGGUUCUUGAAGAUGAAAAGGGAAUAGAAUAGGGAUGCAAGGCUAUUGUAUUCACAGCUAGACCACUGUUCGCACACACUUCUCAAAUAAAAAAACCUUAAAAAAAUGAAACAGCUUAGGAAACAGCACUAUAUCCUCAUAAGAAGACAGGUGAAAUGAGUACAUAUAUAAAGACAGAAAGGAAAGCGCACAAGAACAGUGGACAAGUUUACUGAUCGCUCAUGUGUGGGUCAUCUCAUGCUGCCUGCAUCCCAGCUCAGGGGCUUCUCCUUCAUUUCUAUAGUGAAUGUGUCAUAACAGGCCAAUGUGGCGUGACCCAUUCCAAUGGAACAUCAAAAUUAGGGUGAGAAAUGUGACCUUAUUUUCCCAUCCUUUACAAAAAGACUGGCCAGCUGCUUGUUUAAUAGUGUUUAGGCAUCCCUCCUGAAUUCAGGAAGCUGACGACAAGCACCCAAACACACAAUCUCUUUUAGUCUCUGUGAGACUAGUGUCUUAUUAAAUGAUUAUUCUGGUUUAUUACAACUUGGGGCUUGUUUUGUAGUUUUUACUUUCAUUUCUAUCCAUAAUAAUAAAACUACGCUCACUAAGUUAAUGGGUGAGAUCUGGGAACAUGGUAACAUCAGUUAACAGAAGACCAAUGGGGUAAAGAAAAAUGACCAGUCAAACUAUCAGACAGGUUGGAAACAAACCAACAUGUGAGUUUGACUUAUUUGUAAACAAAAACAAAGACAAACUGUAAAAAUGUACACAAAAAUUGAUUGUAGACCCACCAUACUUUGGCUACACAUCCUAUGAAAAUGCAGACACAGCAGUUUAUAUGAUAUCCUAUGAUUUAGCGGCUUAAAAAUGACGUUAUGUGCUUAACGUAAAGUUAGGUUAUUAACGUAAAGUUAUGGAGGUUAGGGUUUGGGCAACUGAAGUUACUGUGGUUAGGUUUAGCAAAAGAAACAUGGUGAGGACGUACCUUAAAAUGACUCAAAGUUCACACAGUUCUCCCAAGUGAAUGUUAGCAUUUUUGUGAUCCAUUCACUACCCCAACCUGCCUCCUUACGAGACCACUCGGGACUGCUUCCUUGUUUGCUCCCAUCAGCA
Molecule: messenger RNA, 5112 nt
Organism: Epinephelus lanceolatus (giant grouper)
Lineage: Eukaryota; Metazoa; Chordata; Actinopteri; Perciformes; Serranidae
Product: potassium voltage-gated channel subfamily B member 2-like
Biological process (GO): action potential; potassium ion transmembrane transport; protein homooligomerization
Cellular component (GO): voltage-gated potassium channel complex; membrane; neuronal cell body
Molecular function (GO): protein binding; delayed rectifier potassium channel activity
Source: RefSeq, a predicted model, not a curated record